GCGCAGUAUGUCUCAGAGUAACAAACAGCUAGAACCUAAUCUAGCUUCUCUCAGGAGCCAAACAGUGACAACCAUUAGGAUCCAACCACUCAGAACCGGACCCUCUGCGGGACACCAGAGGCAGAGUAGGCGGGGAUCGGUGCUCAAGGAGUCCGGGAGUCUGUCUGCCUGCAGACGGUGACACGAUGCGGAAUGAAGCGACCAACAGCGCCUCUAACAACGGACGGUAAAGCACCGAGUCACCGCCGAGCUCUAAAACGAGAUUAUUUCAAACCGAACCUCUGAAAACAAUCCGUGGUUCCACCGGGAGAGGCUUCCAGGAAACACGAUCCAGAUGUUGGCCUGGUGAUAAUGCUCACGGUCGUUCUGAUGUCCCCACUUCACCUGUCAGACUCAACCCAGGGUUUACUGGGACAGGCCCAGGACAGACACAGGAUCCAAGAAGAGGAUGCACAUCUGGAGGGCAUUUAAAGACAAAAACACUUGCCUGUAGGACGUCCCUGGACAUACUUAAUCACCUGGUGGACAUUCGGAGACAGAGUUCAACAUCUGGAUGACAUUCAAUGACAGAUAUUACAUCUGGAGGACAUUCAGAGACAGAAACAUACAUCUGGAGGACGUUCAAAGACAGACUUUACCUGCUGGAGGAGACCUGGAGACGGACAUAACAGCUGGAGGGCAUUAACCGACAGAUUUAACAUCUGGAGAACAUACAUUUUCGAUGUGACAGUCCAGAACAAUAACAUGGCACACCACAAGUGGACCUGUCUUCCUGUCGCAGUGGUUCUGGUACUGGUCCAGAUUGUGGUUCAGGCCCACUUCGUGUUGGCGGCUCGCUCUGACAAGAACUUUUCCGAGGAAUACGUCGACGCCACCGUGAACGUCACCGUGUUGGAUUCACGAGGAACCACAGUCCAUGUGAUGAGCAGUGAUGACGGGACGUACGGACAGAACUCCCCCAAAGUGGACACCAGGGGCGUGAUCAUCGCACCUGCGCCGCGCCACGGAGUGGUGGACCGUCAGGGCUGUGAUCCAAACACCCGUUUUCUGGUUCCUCCCCGGAUCGUCCACUGGGUAGCGCUGCUGCAGAGAGGGAACUGCACUUUCAGAGAGAAGAUCCUGAAGGCCAUUACUUACAACGCCACGGCUGUCCUCAUCUACAACAAUUCCACCGAGAACACUGUCAAGAUGGGCCACGAAGGUACUGGUGACAUUGUGGCUGUGAUGAUCACUGAAGCCUAUGGUAAAGAGAUUUUGGCUCACCUGGAUCGGAACCUGACGGUUCUUGUCUCUGUGUUGGUGGGUCAGCGUGGGUCCACCAAGAACAUGAACCGUGGCUCUCUGGUCUUCGUCUCCAUCUCCUUUAUUGUCCUCAUGAUCAUCUCUUCAGCCUGGCUCAUCUUCUACUUCAUCCAGAAGAUCCGUUACAGCAGUUCCCGUGACCGCAGCCAGCGUCGUCUCAGUGAUGCAGCCAAGAAAGCCAUUGGGAAGCUGACGACACGGACAGUGAAGAAAGGAGACAAGGAAACCGAUUCGGACUUUAACUACUGUGCCGUGUGUAUUGAAGCGUACCAGCUGAACGAUGUGGUUCGAAUUCUGCCCUGCAAACAUGUCUUCCAUAAGGUGUGUGUGGACCCAUGGCUGAACGAACACUGCACCUGUCCCAUGUGCAAACUCAACAUCCUCAAAGCUCUCGGCAUUAUGACCAGUCUUACUUGUGUGGACACCGUGGUGUUGGACGUGGAGCGUCUGGGUGUCGCUCAGCCACCCAGCAGCCAGAGGGUGCCACUGAACGACAGCAGCCAGCCGUCCAUCAGCCUGGAACCGCUCAGUCCCGCCCAUCCUGACACCACGCUCAGAACACCUGCUGACAUCACUGUUGCUGUUACCAGUGGGGGCCACUUCUUCAACAGGAGCUCUGUGUCUCCUCGUAACGUGAUCUGUGAGAUGGAGCUGCCGGACAUCCAGGCUUCCCUCGAUCACUAUGACGACAAUAAGUCCUGAGACCAGUCGCCACGGUUACAGCCUCGCACUCUCAACACCAAUCUGCCUGCUGAU
This is a messenger RNA of Nematolebias whitei (Rio pearlfish), 2058 nucleotides long. RefSeq names its product ring finger protein 130 (gene rnf130). The record is from RefSeq and is a predicted model, not a curated record. The transcript has 8 exons. NCBI's taxonomy places the organism in Eukaryota, Metazoa, Chordata, Actinopteri, Cyprinodontiformes, Rivulidae. The coding region runs from base 745 to 2004 and encodes 419 amino acids.